This is a messenger RNA of Benincasa hispida (wax gourd), 1731 nucleotides long. Its product is annotated as AAA-ATPase At3g50940-like. Lineage: Eukaryota; Viridiplantae; Streptophyta; Magnoliopsida; Cucurbitales; Cucurbitaceae. The record is from RefSeq and is a predicted model, not a curated record. Gene Ontology annotation, molecular function: ATP binding; ATP hydrolysis activity.
UGUCUCUGUUUCCGACUCAAAAUUCCCUGUUUCAUUUCCCAAUCACCCAUGGCCUUUGACGCCUCGAUACCCGAAGCUAACCUCGCCAACGCCAAGGCCAUUCUUACCGCCGCCGCCUCCUUCGCUGCCACCGCCGUCUUGGUUCGCUCCAUCGCCAACGACUUACUCCCCCCCCAACUCCGUGAAUAUUUCUACGAUGGCUUUCGAAACAUCUUCACCCGAUUCUCCUUCCAACUCACCAUGGUCAUCGACGAGAUGGACGGCCUCGGCCCCAACCAAAUCUACGAAGCUGCCGAGACCUAUUUAGCCACCAAAAUCUCCCCCUCCACUACCAGACUCAAAGUCAGCAAACCCGAGAAGGAAGAUAACAUCACCACCGCCGUUGAAAGAAACGAGGAAGUAAUCGAUACCUUCAAUGGCGUCAAAUUCCACUGGAUCCUUGUCUGUGAUGAAGUCCAGAGGGAAAAUUUCCACAAUCCCCGUUCCCCUUACAGAUCCAUCAUCCGAUCUUUCGAGCUCUGUUUUCACAAGAAACACAGAGAAAUGGUUCUCAAAUCCUAUUUGCCCUACAUUCUCCACCAGGCCAAAGAACUGAAACAGCAGACUAAAACCCUCAAGAUUUUCGCCGUUGACUACCAGAACAUGUACGGCAGCAUCUCCGAUUUAUGGAUUCCGACCAAUUUAGACCACCCUUCCACGUUCGAGAAGCUCGCCAUGGACUCGGAAAUCAAGGAUUUCAUUGUGAGUGAUCUCGAACGGUUCGUGAAGAGGAAAGAGUUUUACAGGAAGGUGGGUAAGGCCUGGAAGAGAGGGUAUUUGUUGUACGGUCCCCCAGGAACAGGGAAAUCGAGCUUGAUUGCAGCAAUGGCUAAUUACCUGAAAUUCGAUGUGUAUGAUUUGGAAUUAGCGGGAGUAGAAUGCAAUUCGGAUCUCCGGAAAUUGCUAAUGGGAAUUGCGAACCGUUCGAUUCUAGUGGUGGAGGAUAUUGAUUGUUCGAUUGAGUUUCAAGAUCGAGAGUCGGAAAAUGAAGAAGACCCAUCAACUGCGAGGAGAAGAAGACUGGUGACGUUAUCGGGUUUGUUGAAUUUCAUUGACGGACUAUGGUCGAGCUGCGGCGACGAGAGGAUUAUUAUAUUCACGACGAACCAUAAAGAGAAGCUGGAUCCGGCAUUGCUCCGGCCGGGAAGAAUGGAUGUUCAUAUUCACAUGUCGUAUUGCACCCCAUGUGGAUUUAGGCUUCUGGCGUCCAAUUACCUUGGGAUUGAGAACCAUGAAUUUUUUGGUGAGAUUGAGGGAUUGAUUUCCAGUGCUAAAGUGACUCCGGCGGCGGUGGCGGAGCAGCUGCUGAAAGACGACGACGGUAACAAAUCAUUGAGGGAUUUGAUUGAAUUUCUCAACGUCAAAAUGAGGGAAAAUGAAGAAGCUGAGGCGGCUGAAAUUCGUAAAGCUGAACUGGAAGCUCGAGAAAAGGAGAAGGAAGUGAAGAAAGAAGGGGAAGAAAAUGGUAUAGUAGCUUCAACUGUGAAGUAAUCUUUUCCGGUGACCGCGAUGAUGACGACGACGAAGAACAUUUUUACUCAUUUACCCCUCACUAUGUUCAAAUUAAUUAAUUGUAUUUUUUUUAUAGAAGAGAAAAUACCUUAACACUAAGAUAUGUUGAAAUUGAAACUUGUAUUAUUAUUAUUCUAUUGUUUUCAAGUUCAUUAAUUUAAUGUAGUGAAUAAUAAAUUA